GCCAGAGAGCUUGUCGAGCCGUGCCAUGUCAGGGAACCCAGUGGCCGGCGGGCCGGGUGCCGCCGAGCCGUAUGUGCCGCAGGCGACCUACAACUUCAGCGCCCGCCUCGCGCUCACCGUCUCUUUGGUCCUCCUGAUGAUCACCGUCGUCGUCGUCGUCAUCCCUCUCAUGGUUUACCUGAUGAUCACUCGCUCACGCAGAAGCGGCGGCCACGGCCUCGCCGGCGGCAUCCUCCGGUCCGUUGGCAUGAUCGGCAGCCGGCGGCACGGGUUGGACGCGUCCGCUCUCUCGGCGCUGCCGGUCACCGCGUACCGGAAGGAGAGCGGCGCAGCCGCGAGGGCUGAGUGCGCUGUGUGCCUGGCCGAGCUCGCCGACGGAGACCAGGCUCGGGAGCUGCCCAACUGCGGCCACCUGUUCCACUUGGAGUGCGUCGACGCCUGGCUGCGCACCAGGACGACGUGCCCUCUCUGCCGUGCCCAGGCGGGGCUGCCCGGCGAGAACGGGCAGGCACAGCCGUCGUCGUCGGUGGCGGCCGAGGAGCCGGCGUUGAUUGGUGCUGCCGGAGGAAGCUUGACCGCGACCGUGCAAGGUGGCUCUCCGUGUGCCGAGAAAGACGCGCGGGUGUCAACAUCCGAAUCUCCCUGCUACAAGUAAUCAGAUAGUGUGGUAGCCUAUUUGUACUACUGUUCAAACUAUUUCUUUGUAUUUGAGUCGGCUUGUAAUAAGUGUACGUUGUGUGGCCAAUGAUCGUUAAUUAGCUGUCCAGCCUAUUCUAGUUAGAGUUAGUUUAGUGGUGUCUGCAAUUUUGCAUGGAUGUAAGUAUACAGUGGUGUGCAACUGCCUUUUGAUGUAGCAUGAUGAGCAACACGAGAACCUACCCUUGGUGCGGGUAAUGACCUGAUUUGAA
This is a messenger RNA of Triticum aestivum (bread wheat), 908 nucleotides long. RefSeq names its product E3 ubiquitin-protein ligase EL5-like. NCBI's taxonomy places the organism in Eukaryota, Viridiplantae, Streptophyta, Magnoliopsida, Poales, Poaceae. The record is from RefSeq and is a predicted model, not a curated record. Gene Ontology annotation, biological process: protein ubiquitination. Gene Ontology annotation, molecular function: transferase activity. The transcript has a single exon. Bases 26 to 655 code for a protein of 209 amino acids.